AGGGAACAUGGGGGAGUGACUUGUCCACAAAAAAUGGAGCUCUCUCAAUCUGUAAUUGACAGUUUGUCAGUAGUUGGUGAUUCUGCCCACGUUCCUGACAAGUGUUAUCAAAAAUUACUUGAUGCAGCAUUCAAUGGAGUUGUUGACUCGGAGCAAAGAAAUCAAAUAUCGGGAGACAAUGCAUUCAGCGGUGUUGACAAGGCAGUACUGAAAGAGGCUUAUGCUGGGCUGGUGUCCUGUAUCAUUGAAGCCACCAAGCAUGACACAGAGACAGCCUCACUGGAGUCUGUGCUGGAGGACUGUAAAUUUACAGCUGACAGAAUCAAAGCUUUUGUAUCAAGUUACCAGGAAAGAAAACAAAUCUUGCAGAUUCUGCUUGGAAAUAUUGGAGUAUCUCCCCCUCAUAUUGUUGAUGUUGAUUGGAGAUUAGAUUACUAUAUCAAGAACAACCACUUGGAGAAAGUUAACCAAGCUGUCUAUUUGAUAUCAUUAAAGACAGAGGUACCAGGGAAGCCAGGUAUUCAGGAGAUACAGUUUUCAUGUACACAAGAACAAUUACAGGAUUUUGUUGGAAAAUUAAAAGACGCUACAAAAUGUCUCGAGAAAAUCAGUGCGGCACAGUAGAAGCAGACUUUAAGGAUGCUGUGGAAGGCUUACUUAUCUUGUAUGGGAACAAGUGAUGUGUGGAUGUGAUAUGGAAGUAUGAAAGAUAACUAUAGGUACAACAGGUAUAGGAACUGUCUAGUGAGAAAGUUGUGUGGCAGGUAAAGCUCUGUAUAUUAAAUAUAACAUGUAUGUAUGUGUUUUAUUUUGCAAAGUUGUUAUCUUAAAGAGGUUUAAUUUUUCAUUAUCUCUGAGAAUGGAAUCCUGAAUUCUAGAUACUUUGAGAACAAAAUUAAGAGAUAAAAAUCAUAUUUUGUAUCAUAACCUUCAUUUCUCCUUUACGUUUUACAUUUAUGUUUUGAAAUUUGAGCCAUAGGAAAAAAAUUAAUUUUUUUUUGUAAUAAUACCUUUAAAAUGUUUUGUGUAAUGAUAUUUCAAAUCCAGGUAACCAUCUUUUUAGUAUUAAACAAAAAUCAGGAGAACAGCAAAUAUUGUACAGUGUAUUGGUGUUUCUGAUUUUGUACAGUGUAUUGGUGUUUCUGAUUUUGUACAGUGUAUUGGUGUGUCUGAUUUUGUACAGUGUAUUGGUGUUUCUGAUUUUGUACAGUGUAUUGGUGUUUCUGAUUUUGUACAGUGUAUUGGUGUAUCUGAUUUUGUUGUUUUCAUGUUGAACAUUCUACUUUUAAUUAUUUUUUUCCCAUUUCAAUUUUAACUGCUAAAACCAUCAACUUGAAAGUUUUAUAAGAAAAAUCUUCUGGUAUUCCAAUAAAAAUGUCAUAAGAUUUGAAAUAAAUACGUUGUUAGCUCACCUGGUCCUGUUUUGAUGUCCAGGAAAGUUUGCAAAAAGAAAUGACCUUUCCGCAUAUUCAAGGUCAAAGGGGUCAAAUGUGUUAAACCUUUGAAUUACAUUUUCUGAUGAUCCAAAACAUCUAGGAUAGUGAUAUUAUUCCAAAAUAGGUUCUCAAUAAUGCCCGGUAAUAUAUUUGAGAACAGAAAUGACCUUGACCCAUGUUCAAGGUCACAAUAGUCAAACGUGUUAAACCUUUGAACAACUUCUGAUUAAGCUAAAGGCUUAGGAUCAUAAUAUUUGUCCAAAAGGUUCCCUUAAUGGUGCCCACAUAGUGUGUGAAAAAAUAGCUUGACCCAUAAUGAUAUUUAAGGUCAUUGGGGUUAGAUUUGGUAAAAUAGUUAAUCAACUUCUUCUGAUUAACCAAAAACCCAUCAUAUUUGGCCAUUAAAGGCUUAUAUACAAAUGACUUAUUUUGGACUACUAAGGGACAGAACCCAUAUGGAGUAAUUUGUCAUAUUGCUUUAAGUAUCUAUUGUGGAACAUAUGCACAGAUAUUGUACAGUUGGUCAUAAAGAUCCAGGUGAGCGAUACAGGCCCUCUGGGCCUCUUGUAUUGAAUUUGAGUGUUUGAGUGAAAAUUACUUGUAUAAGAUCCAGUUACUAUUUUAGUGUUUAUCAUUUCAAAUAAUUUUGAUCAUGGGAUUUUUGUUACAUUCUAAUUGUAGAAAAUAUUAUUAUCAUAAAACUGUUAAUGCUGAUGCGUCUACAUGUAUUGUAUGAUGUGUCUGCAUUUAUUGUAUGAUGAGUCUACAUGUAUGUGUCUAUAUGUAUUUUAUGAUGUGUCUAUAUGUAUGAUGUGUCUACAUGCAUUAUAUGAUGUAUCUAUAUAUAUGAUGUGUCUACAUGUAUUAUAUGAUGUGUGCAUUUGUUGUAUGAUGUGUCCACAUAUAUGUGUCUAUAUGUAUUGUAUGAUGUGUCUACAUGUAUGAUGCGUCUACAUGCAUUAUAUAUAUGAUGUAUCUACAUAUGAUAUAUCUACAUGUAUCAUAUGAUGCAUCUACAUAUAUUUAUGAUAUGUCUACAUAUAUUUAUGAUGCAUCUACAUAUAUUUAUGAUGUGUCUAACUAUAUGCCUACAUGUAUUGUUUGAUGUGUCUAAUGAUGUGUCUACAUCUAAUGUCGUCGAUCAUAUCCUUGUAAGAUUUUCUUGUAUGUCAACCUCUUGUAAUUUAGAAUUAGAAUUUCAGUAAACAUUGGGAAAUAAGAAAAACCUGGAAAUUGUCAUUUAAAAAAAUGAAGCUGUCCAUUAUACUAUGGUGUUAUGAAUAACAGUGAAAGAUACAUAUUGGGUAAUGACAGAAAUAAUAUAGUACAACAGCGAGACACUGAGAACAAUAUCAGAAUACAGUGGAUACAAUGUGACAGUAGGUCACUAUACUACAUCCAUUAUUUAUAAAAUAUAGCACCUUUAAGGAUGUAAAAUUUUGAGGUUGUUGUCCUGAUGAAGCCCGGAGAGGGCUAAACUGGUUCACAGUUACGAAUAAAUUUAAAGAGCCUACCCGAA
Messenger RNA from Ylistrum balloti, 2955 nucleotides. Its product is annotated as COMM domain-containing protein 3-like. The transcript has 8 exons. Gene Ontology annotation, biological process: sodium ion transport. The record is from RefSeq and is a predicted model, not a curated record. Bases 34 to 624 code for a protein of 196 amino acids. NCBI's taxonomy places the organism in Eukaryota, Metazoa, Mollusca, Bivalvia, Pectinida, Pectinidae.